Candidula unifasciata is the source of this 708-nucleotide messenger RNA. Lineage: Eukaryota; Metazoa; Mollusca; Gastropoda; Stylommatophora; Geomitridae. The record is from the annotation of a GenBank genome assembly.
AUGAUGUUGAUCCGUCGUCUAGACCUAAACUUUAAAGGUAGAAGAGAGAAGCAGUCGAAGAGAACAACCCAAACCAUUGAUUAUAGCCUAGGCCAGGUGACUUUACCCAAAAUUGUGGUGAAAUCCCCAGUUGUACAUGACACAUGGACCGAUGGGAAGUUUAUCACUUACAUGAUCUGUAUUAGGACAGACCAUCCAUCUUUUCAUCUCCAUUUGUCGGCUAUUAGACGACGCUUCUCUGAAAUACGAUGGCUAUUGAAAGUUCUCAGAGCGAACCAUCCACAUAUCCAAUUUCCUGCGCCACCUGCGAAAAAGAUUUUUGGAGAGCAGUUUGAGAGCACCUUUGUUAACUUCAGGCUGAAGGAAAUAGAAGAGUUUCUCAAUAAACUGGUAGCCACAGACACUGUGCUGUCUGAUACAGCCUUCCACUUAUUCCUGCAGACAGAUCUGACAACCCAAGAGAUAGAACAAUAUUUCGAUGGAACUCUCCCAGAAGCCACCAUUGACAGGGCCUGGCAGAAUGCAAGUCAUCUCCAUAGCAGCAUUAUGCCCUUGGAACCUCAAGAAAUUGUGAUGGGCAAGGAAGAUUUGCACUACAGCAGCCAGAUGUCACUGUCAUCAGAAGACUUAAGUUCCCAGUCCAGUUUCAGGAAUGAUAAUUGUGGGCCUGCACUUCUAGAUGUGAUUAAUUGCAAUUAUGUGAGAUAA